Aegilops tauschii subsp. strangulata is the source of this 591-nucleotide messenger RNA. Lineage: Eukaryota; Viridiplantae; Streptophyta; Magnoliopsida; Poales; Poaceae. The record is from RefSeq and is a predicted model, not a curated record.
AUGUCCGCCCGCAGCCGGACGCGUCCACCGCCGCCCAGCCACGUCGCCCGGCCAAUCGGGGAACGCCUCCUCAGCCGCGCCGCCGCCCGCGCUCAAUCGCGGCACGCCACGUCAGCCCCGCCGGCUCUCCUCUCUCCUCCCGCCGCGCCGGCCCGCUCGGCCCGCCCCCGGCCCUCACGGGCCCAUCCGGCCGCCGCCGCCCGAGGUGCCCCGCGGACGCCGCCCCGCGCCUCGCUUGGUCGAGCCCCGCGCCUCCCGCCGCCGGCGACCGGCCCCGCCGCCGUGUGCCGCCCCGCCUCCCUCACCGGAGCAGGAGCUCCCCCGCGGCGGCCCGCCUCCGCGCCGCCCCGCCGGAGCCGCCGCCGUCCCAGCUUGCCGCCGUCCGGCUCCGGCGAGAUCCGGGCCGGGGCCGCCUACCCGCGCCUCCCCGCGCCGCCUCUGCCUCGUCUCCGGCGAGAUCCACCGCCGCAUCGUUUUCCGUGCGAACUCGAGGUUGCACCGAUUUUCCCCAAGUCCCUGAGAAUUUUGCAGUAUGUACCCAUGUUCAUCAUGCCAUAUCUUCUUGUGUGCUGCUCCGUUUCAUGCAUAUAA